This is a messenger RNA of Octopus bimaculoides (California two-spot octopus), 2415 nucleotides long. Its product is annotated as allatostatin-A receptor. Gene Ontology annotation, molecular function: G protein-coupled receptor activity. Gene Ontology annotation, biological process: G protein-coupled receptor signaling pathway. Gene Ontology annotation, cellular component: plasma membrane. The record is from RefSeq and is a predicted model, not a curated record. Lineage: Eukaryota; Metazoa; Mollusca; Cephalopoda; Octopoda; Octopodidae.
AGAGAGAGAGAGAGAGAGAGAGAGAGAACUAAAAAAUAUAUAUAAAUAGAAUAAACGAAUAAAAAGAAACUUUGGACAAAAUGGUGUAUUCUUUUCUUUACAACGAUUCUAACGAAGACGUUGGUUUAAAAUUCAAGGAUUAUAUUUAUGUGGAUGGUACUGAAGAUAUGGACAGAAUAUAUUACCCAGGGAAAAUCGAAAAUCUACGCAAACCCUGGAUACAAGAACCACAUUUUAUUCUCACAGUCGUUGUUUACAGCAUCUGUUUUAUAGUUGGUCUCAUUGGAAACGGUUUGGUAGUUUUUGCUAUGUGCGCUGAUAAGAAAAACCGAAGUGUAACUACUUCGUUUCUGGUUAGUCUUGCUUUGGCUGAUUUACUCUUCUUGUUGGUCUGUGUGCCGUACGAAGUGACCAAAAGUUCAAUAGCUCAUUGGUCCACUGGAAUUUUUUUGUGUAAAUUCACUGGAUUCAUUGAAAUGUUAACAGCCGUUGGAUCGAUUUUCAACCUUACAGCGGUCAGCAUCGAAAGAUACAUCGUCAUUGUCCAUCCUAUGAGGUCUCGUUUGUUAUGUACCCUGGGUAAUACCAGGAAGAUACUAUGUGUCUUAUGGAUAAUUUCCAUAUUCAUUUCUUGCCCGGCCUUGUACAUGAUGGGCACAGAAUCUCAGAAAUUCCACAACAAUGGAACUGAAGUAAUGUUGAUAUACUGUGUCGACGCGACACUCCCGAGAUUUCAACAGCUGGCCUACUGUAUCUACCAAUUCGUUACAAUGUUUGUAGCUCCUACAUUUAUUUUGGCGAUCUGCUACUCAAAGGUCAUAUACGUGUUGUGGGUCAGCACAAAGCAACUGGCUCAGAUGACUUUCACAGAAAGACGACAAGAUGAAUCUAAUGAAGAAGGCAAGCAGAAGCAAUCUUUCAAAGGCAUGACCAGUAACCGUAAUUACCGUACUUUGGCAUCACCAACCAGUUCCGGUGUUAAUGAGCGGGCAAGCAGUAGUGAAUGCUGCAACAGCGCUGCCAACAAAACUGGUUGUGGAAGCGGUGACUGCGUUAGUGGCGGUGCAUGUAAAAAAGACUCUCCUCAAACGCAGACUUCUGAUCACAAGAAGUCACCCCGCCCAUGCCCUGUACUGAAACGCAUGCCCAAAGAACAAAGUGCUGAAGUGUUACAUAAACGUAGGCAGGUGAUCAAAAUGCUCCUUGCAAUUAUUUUGAUCUUUUUGCUAUGUUGGGGCCCAAAGCUGCUAUUCCGAUUAAUGAGACGCGUUGAUACUGCUCCGUAUUUCACGAGUCCAAGUUUAUUCAUUAAGAUAAUCUUCGACUUUUCGCCGUACAUUCAGUCAUGUAUUAAUCCAGUGGUGUAUUUCUUCAUGUCACGAAACUUCCGUAAGAGCAUGCGCUAUGUGUGCCACAAAUACUGCCAUUGCUUUGAGGGCAGCGGAGCGAAGGAUGUAUUCGAACUUGAGACGAAAACCAUGGACGGUAAUAGCAUAUCAACCAGAGGUACGAACUACUGUCGAACUGUAAUCAGCAACGAUGGAGAAAAGACCUGUUGACGACCAGACAACCUAAAAGCAUUUUAGUUAAGAUCGUUAGAUGUACACUAUAUAAAUCAUGAAUACUCAUGCUUACACAGGUAUACACACAUAUGCACACACACACACACACACACACACAUAUAUAUAUAUAUAUAUUAAUCUAUCUAGCUUUCUACUUAUGUAUAUACACAUACACAAGUACAUACAUUCAUACGCACACAUACAUACACAAGCAUGCAUACAUACACACGUGUGUGUGUGUGUGUGUGUGUGUGUGCAUUCACGAAUAUAUAAUAAUGCUAUAUGAGUAUAUUUUUUGUGUGUAUGCAUGUUUGUAUACAUUUUAAACUUGGCCAAAAACACACUUAAUUCCCUUUCUAUUUUGUGAAAAUGCUUCUGAUCUGCAGGAAAACUGAUAUUGAACUGUGCUGACGACGUCGAAUAGACCGAAACAUACAUAUCAUUUUCCUUUAGCUGCAAUAGAGAUCAGACUGUCUUUUCCCUACUAUGUAAAUUACCGAUGAAUUUUCUUGAAAUUAUCUCCCCUUCUCCUUGAGAGUCAUAAAAAAAAAUACUAGAUUUAUAUUUACUGUCUCCAACAAAAAGAAACACUCUAAAAAGAAUGAAAUAUUUAUUGUGUAUGACAUUCAGUAUACAACCCUUUAAGGUAAUCCAAAUUCAUAUCAUCACCCUCUUAAGUUAUUUCGCUGUAUAUAUUGGUACAUGCAUACGUGUAUGUAUGUAUGUAUGUAUGUAUGUAUGUAUGUAUGUAUGUAUGUAUGCAUGCAUGCAAGCAUGUAUGUAUGUAUGUAUGUACCUACGUACGUAUGUAUGUAUGGUAUGUGUGUAUGUAUUAUGUAUGUAUGUAUUUAUG